Molecule: messenger RNA, 690 nt
Organism: Effrenium voratum
Lineage: Eukaryota; Dinophyceae; Suessiales; Symbiodiniaceae
Source: the annotation of a GenBank genome assembly
AUGCAACGCGCAGCUUUUGUGGUGCUGCUCGCAGUCGCGUGCUGUGAGCAACUCCAAGUGCCGGAGGAGUGUGCCGACCAAUCCUUGGAGUUGCGGCAGUUGCGAGUGCAGCGGCGCUCUACGGAGAUCAACGAGACGGGGCCGGAGGAGGCGCCGGAGCUUGAUGGCGCCGAGAACUUCACCAUGUCACCGGAGGACUCCCUCGCAAUUUUCAUGGCUGCACAGCCCGAGUACAAUGAGACACCAGAGCUCAGAUCGCAGUCACACCACAGUUCUCAUCAUGGUCGUCAUGUGAAGACGCUGUAUCAUCAAACCAGCAAACAUGCUGGCCCCAUCAUUUUGAAGCAUGGCUUCCGUCGGGGCCGUGUGGGCUGGUGCGGAGGUGGCAUCUACUUUGCUUUGAGCCCAGGUGCUACCUAUGGGAAGGCGGUUGGCGUUGACUCGCACCAAGGUUUCAUGAUUGAAGCGAAAGUGGAUGUGGGCCACGUGAAGUACGAAAAGCCUUGGUGUACAUCCUCCAGGAGAUGUUGGGGAAUUGCACUUCAACAGGCAAUUCGCUGCAUUGACUCCUCGUACCAAGGAGGCCGCUUUGCCGGCCAGGGCUAUGACUCUCUAUACUUCAAUCCUGGAGAUGGUGGCGAAUACAUGAUAUGGGAUUCAAGCCGGGUGAUUUCAAUGCGCCGUGUGUAG